AUGGGAAUCUUUCGCUUUGGCGCCAAAAAGAAAGUGAUUAAGGUUGCUGUUCAAUUGCUCGAUGACACGGAGACGAUCACUUCGGAGUUCAAGCGCUCCGAGCCCGCGCAGGCUAUCCUCGACUAUGUCCUGGAGACGAUGAACAUCAAAGAAACCGAUUAUUUUGGGCUACGAUAUCAGGAUCAUGAUAGGCAUAGAUACUGGGUCGAUCUCUCAAAACCGAUCUCCCAUAUGGCGAAGCAGUUUAAAUUUCCUGACACAUUGACGUUACGACUUCGAUUCCGUUUUUAUCCAAAUGAUCCACAUAUGUUAAGAGAGGAAAUUACGAGAUAUCAAUUGUUUGUGCAAUUGCAACGUGAUCUUUUACAUGGUCGUCUUUAUUGUCCUCAAGGAACAGCCGCUCAUCUUGCAGCUCUUGUUUUGCAAUCACAACUGGGUGAUUAUGAUGAAGCGAUUCACGGGGAACUUUACGCUUCCAAGUACAAAUUACUUCUCAAGCAAACGCCGAAAAUCGAGGAAAAGAUCGAGGAAUUGCAUAGGGAAAUGAGCGGGAAAUGCAGUGCCUCUGAAGCCGAGUUGGAGUUUCUCGAGCGUGCCUGCGAGUUGGAUACAUACGGAUUUGAUCCGUAUACUGUAAAGGAUCGCCGAGAGCCUAUCCAAUCGAUUUUUUUGGGUGCCACACAUCGUGGAGUGAUUAUCUACAAGGGAAAUGUGAAAGCACAUCAAAUUGAAUGGAAACAACUCGUCAAAGUGGACUAUUUGGCUCAAGAACUUCGACUCACGCCAACCGAUGACUAUAUCCCUCCAACCUCUACACUAAAUCUAAAUCUAACCAAUGAUGAGACACAAAAGGAGAAAAUGAUUCCACUAAAGGAAAAGAGAAAAUCGACAAUCAAAUUCUUGUGCCCAAAUCAAGUCUUCGCCAAGCACCUUUGGACUCACAUCCUCUCACAGCAAGCCUUUUUUACUGAUGCCUCCGCCUCAACUGUCAAACAACGAUUCAGCAAGCCCAGAAUCCCAUUACUUGGUCGAGGCUCAUCAUUUUCGUUUCCAUCGCGACGCGUGCUUCACGAGAUCGAGAUCUUGAACGAUUCGACACCAAGACUUGACGUCUCAUUCCUCCGCUACAGUCUGCCCCGUCAAGAACCCCGGCUCGAGGCAACUUGGCUAAACAAAACUCAUCAAUCAACGCUAAUCAACGGCCAUUUGAGUCGAUUAACUGAAAAAUCGACAAAUGAGAACAUAUCAAAAGUUGAGACAAGGGAAAGCUUACUACUUGAAAUGGAACGUUUGGUAAAAGAGCCGAGAAAUCACAGCGAGCAAUCGGCUCAAACGCAAGACGGGAAUGAGAUUCAGAUUGUCCCCCUGCAAAUCAUCCCCACUUUUUCAACAACAAAACCAUUGAUUCUCGAGAAUAAGUUUACGGUAGAGGAGAAGACAAGCGUGAUUUCGGAGGAGAUUGGUGAACCAUUGUUGACAAGUACGCCAACAAAUGCACAAAUGAUUAGACGAGGAAAUCAUUUGACGGAAAAUUUGCCACAAAAUUCGACCAUUUCACCGAUAAAUGGACAUUCGAAAAUAAAUGGAAAUUCGAUAAAAAAGACGAAAUCGGUGAAUUCGAUUGAAAGAAAUUCCACUCAACGAAUCGUGAAUGCCAUUUUUAUUUCGUUACUUUUUCUACUCUUGUUCGCAACGCUAAUGAUCGCUUUUUUUGAGCACCGUUCCACCUCGGAUUGGUUCUCUUCAAAUGAAGCGAUUUCUCGAAUUCGUCAACAUUACUAUGAGCCAGCUAGAAAAAGCCUCAUCGCACUAUACGCUAGAGUCAUUCCACAACGA
Molecule: messenger RNA, 1836 nt
Organism: Mesorhabditis belari
Lineage: Eukaryota; Metazoa; Nematoda; Chromadorea; Rhabditida; Rhabditidae
Source: the annotation of a GenBank genome assembly